Emiliania huxleyi CCMP1516 is the source of this 1350-nucleotide messenger RNA. RefSeq lists its product as hypothetical. The record is from RefSeq and is a predicted model, not a curated record. NCBI's taxonomy places the organism in Eukaryota, Haptophyta, Isochrysidales, Noelaerhabdaceae. The transcript is spliced from 2 exons. Bases 1 to 1350 code for a protein of 449 amino acids.
AUGUCACACUACGACCUGUUCGGCGGCGCUUGCCGCACCGCUGGUGGCAACAAGGGUUCGUAUGAUGAGCGGUGGGACCUCACGCCCAACCAGUGCCGCCAAAGGUGCGACCAGCGCGCGGCCGAAUGCGUCGCCUUCGAGCUGAUGAUGGUGGGCUCGUUUGAGCUGUGUAAGCUGCACAAGGACCCGAUAACGAGCGUGAUGCCAGUCGCGGGCGCCUCCUGCUCCGUCAAGGCGCGUUCGCACGCCCUGGUGCCGUUCCUAAUCGCGGCCUUUUCGGCACUCUCUCACCCGUGUGGCCUCCGCCUCGCAGGCGCCGCGCUCGACUGGUCCGACUUCACGGCGGCGGACCUGACCAACGCCUCGCUGCUCGGCGCCUCGGCCAAGCAGGCCCUCCUCCGCUUCGCCACCCUCUCCGGCGCUUCCCUCGUGUACGCGACUCUCUCGCGCGCCUCGCUGCACGACGCGACGCUGGAGCGGGCCUACUUGCAGCACGCGGCCGCGGACGGCGCCGACUUCACGCGGGCGAACCUGCGAGGCGCGCGGCUCAACGGAGCGCGGCUGCGAGGCGCCCGCUUCGACCGCUCCGACGUGAGCGGCGCCUCGUUCAAGGACGCCGACCUGACCGGCGCAACCUUUCACGGCGCUACUGGCCACAAGACGGCCGACUUCACGGGGGCAAUCGGCUGGGCGGAGGCGGCGCUGCUGCCUCUGCCGCGCGCCAUCGAGGGCCGCUGUAGCGGCGCGCCCUUCGGCGUGGUCGACUACUCCGACUGCGACCUGCGCAGCCUCGUCCUGACCAACGCCGACAUCGGAAAGUCGGACCUGUCUGGCGCAGACAUGACUGGCGUCCUGGCGGUGCAAGUCAAGAUCUACGAGUCGACUGCGCGCUCGCUCACCGCGAUCAACGUCGAUUUCACGCGCGCCGACUCGCAGCGCGUCGACUUCACCGCCUCACAGUUUAUGCGGAGCGACCUGACAGACGCCGACUUCACCGAGGCGACGCUCGAAGAGGUGGACUUCUCGCAGGCGGUGCUCGAGCGCGUCAAGAUUACCAGCGCGCGCAUGUCUAGCGCCGUGCUCAUGGACGUACGGAUGAAGGAGGCGAACGGGCUGCACCUCAUCGCCGACGGCGCCAACUUCCUGCGCGCCGACCUGCGGCGGGCGGAGUUUCCGCAGGCCAGCUUCCGCGGCGCGUCGUUUGUGCGCGCGGACCUGACGGGCGCCACCUUCACGGACGCCGACGUCACGGGCGCGACCUUCCAGCACGCGGCGGGGCUGGACACGGUGCAGUGGCAGAACUGCAAGGGGAUGGACUCGGCAGGCAUCGGGCACCUGCGGCCCGUCUAA